AUGGCGUCUCAGCAGAUUCUCUUCGCCGAGACCAUUAUGGCCAUGAAGAAGGCAAGGAAGAGAAAGGCAUACGACUCCGACUCCGACUCCGAAAUCAACCACCAGGGCAACCGUGGGCACAAGCUGCAGAAGAGGGCAAGAUUCGUACAUGAAGGGCAAUUAGCACCGCCAUCGGGGCCAGAAGUAUACAGGGAGAUCGUGAGCCACGCCGGCUACCAAAGAGCUAUCAUUAGCAGAAACCCGCCCCUCGUCGACGACGAAGGCUACGAAGUCGAUAGCGACGAUGACGAAGAGCAUAUCCAAAAUGUCGCUGACACGGCGGCCGAGUUCAACCCGUACGCGAGUGUACGACUUGAGAACAUCCUAGCACCUCUGACUUCGGUCACUGACCUCCCAACACGUCCCACCCUGUCACGACCAUAUACCUCGAAGACCCUCACGGAACUUGCCGCGCAAGGCUGCAACAUCAUGCAGAAGGAAAACAAAGCUCUCUGGAAAGUUAAGCAUCUACAGACGAAGCUCGUUGGUGAUCAUAUCUGGGUGCCUUGUGGGAUGUUCGUCGGGCCGAACGACAUCGAGCUGUAUCGGGACGACUACAUGGAACGUGUCGAUCAUGCAAAAGGUUCAGCCAAGUCGGACGCCAGCAUGUCGAUGCUGGAGCAUACAUCAUUCGAAGGCAGGACGAACGGGGUGGCCUACACGAAUGGCGCAAUGCCCGCUACUAGCAGUAGCAAGGCAGUGGCUGAAGCAGAGAGACUAGACGAUACCGAUACUUCCAUGGCGGACGCCGAGCCUCAAGCCGAUGCAGACACGACGGUCACCGAAACAUUGACACAUGACGAGGAAGGCGUUGGCCAUGAAUUCGAACGAAAAUCCGACGAUGGCCAGCAAGACCAUCCGGCCAGUAACACAGCGGGCGAUCCAUCGAAGAGUAGUGCUGCGCAGAAAACAGACGGCAAUGUGGGCAACGAGAAACAGGACCAACCAGCUUCGAAUGUCGCCGGCGGCAUAGUAACAAACGGCUCAGUGGCGGGUGGACAACAGGAAGCUGGUGCCAGUGGCGCACAUCAAAGGCACGAAGUUCGGAAAGAGGCACAUCAGGAGGGCAACCGGCCGAUGUCUGCCGUAUCAGAACCCUCUGAUGCUCUGUCCAUCCAUCCGUUCUUCUUACCUCCGCGGUCAGCCCACCCGGAUCGGGAUUUAGGACUUCCGCCGGAUGAAGCUGACGAUAUGCGGCGACUCCUGCAGCUGUACAUACAAAAGCAGGAAGAACUCUGUCGAGGGGCAAAGCGUCUAUACGAAGGACUACUUCGGGCAGACAGGAUGCGGAAGACGGUGCUGCAAUGGACCAAGUACGAAGCACACAAGGACAUGUCGGAUGGCGAGGAUUGGUAUGACAAGGAAGAAUGGGGCUUGGAAGAGGACCUGAAGAAAGGCCAGGACGAGGAAGAGGAGGAUACCACACAGACGACCAAGAAGACGAGGGCUCGCAGAUAA
Messenger RNA from Anthostomella pinea, 1497 nucleotides. The record is from the annotation of a GenBank genome assembly. NCBI's taxonomy places the organism in Eukaryota, Fungi, Ascomycota, Sordariomycetes, Xylariales, Xylariaceae.